Knipowitschia caucasica is the source of this 618-nucleotide messenger RNA. The record is from the annotation of a GenBank genome assembly. NCBI's taxonomy places the organism in Eukaryota, Metazoa, Chordata, Actinopteri, Gobiiformes, Gobiidae.
AUGGCCGAGGCAGAGGUGGCCUCCCUGAACCGCAGGAUCCAGCUGGUGGAGGAGGAGUUGGACCGCGCCCAGGAGCGACUGGCUACAGCCCUGCAGAAGCUGGAGGAAGCGGAGAAAGCAGCAGACGAGAGCGAGAGGGGGAUGAAGGUGAUCGAGAACAGAGCCCUGAAGGACGAGGAGAAGAUGGAGCUGCAGGAGAUCCAGCUGAAGGAGGCCAAACACAUCGCAGAGGAGGCGGACCGCAAGUAUGAGGAGGUGGCCCGUAAACUGGUGAUUGUGGAGGGAGAGCUGGAGCGCACAGAGGAGCGAGCAGAGCUGGCAGAGGCGAAGUGUGCUGAGCUGGAGGAGGAGCUGAAAAACGUCACCAACAACCUCAAGUCGCUGGAGGCGCAGGCAGAGAAGUACUCGCAGAAAGAGGACAAGUAUGAAGAGGAGAUAAAGAUCCUGACCGACAAGCUGAAAGAGGCGGAGACACGAGCAGAGUUUGCUGAGAGGUCUGUGGCCAAACUGGAGAAGACCAUAGACGAUCUAGAAGACGAGCUUUAUGCUCAGAAGCUCAAGUACAAAGCCAUCAGCGAGGAGCUGGACCACGCCCUCAACGACAUGACCUCUAUCUAA